Molecule: messenger RNA, 1185 nt
Organism: Parnassius apollo (apollo)
Lineage: Eukaryota; Metazoa; Arthropoda; Insecta; Lepidoptera; Papilionidae
Source: the annotation of a GenBank genome assembly
UUGAAACGAAAUAAAAAAGUUGUUACUGAACCAGGAAAAUCAGUGACAGUCGAUGACUUUCUACGACAGGAAACAAAUGCGUCAACUUCAUCAGUAGCUAGCGUACAAGGCAGAGCCAAGACUUCGAAAAAUUACAAACUCAAUGCGAAAAUAUAUAAAAAAUCUGGCAACUGUCAAAAACUGGUCGACAAUGGUGAAAAUAAUAGAUACAAGAUGGAUAUGAUUGAAGAUGAACGAAUAAAAUGUAUGGAAGGGACUGAAAAUGGAAAUCUCGUAGAUAACUUUAACAUGGAUAUGACGCAAUCUCUCAAAGAUAUGUAUGAAGACGAAAUGGAGCUCAUAGAAAAGAUCAAAAACGAAGAUUUUACAGAUGCAAUUGAUUUGAAAAAUCUUCAAGAUUCAUUGAAAGAUGACGUCAAGGAAAUAAGCACGCUUUUAGAUAAAAAAACGGGACUUUUAAAAAUUAAGAAGCAGACGAAAUUACCUGGAAAUAAUAAUAAUGAAAAUAAGAUAAAAGUUCUUUCGACAGUGACUUUAAAUCUACCAUCAACGUCAACCGGAAAGACAAAUACAUUAGGUUUGUUUUUUAGACCACACGUCCUAUAUUCAGACAGUAACGAAAAAUUGCAAAAUAAAGAUAAAGAGAACGUGCUGGAAGAAAUAGAGUUAAACAUAAAAAAUGAAAAGAAAGAAAGAAAAUGUAUUAACAAACCAGUCAAAUAUAAGGAUUGCGAAACAACAGAGAAACUAGUAACGACAGUAGAAAACAAAGAUUUAUUACAAAAAGUGAAACCAAUAAAAACAAGCAAAAAAGAGAACAAAAGAGGUAAUAAUAGUAAAAAACAAAAAAGAUCUAAAAGACUAACUCGAAACAGCAGUGGCAGUGACACCGACGUUUCCGAGAAUAUUUCAUAUAGAGAAUCAUCAGAUAGUAGCGAAAGAUACGUUCCCGAAGAUGUUGAUAAAGACGUCGAAAUGUGUACAACAGAAUUUAAUGAAAACAAUAAAACUAUGUCCGUAGAAAAUGAAGAAUUAUUGGACCAUCAUAUUCAACAUGAAGUGCACGUUGACAAAUACGUUUUGGUCAAAUUUAUAACUGAAAAGAGUACUAAAUAUUAUGUAGGAAAGGUAACAAAAAUCGAUGGAAUCUUUGUGUCCCAUAAAUUUUUUAAGAAAGAAGAAUAA